Messenger RNA from Theobroma cacao (cacao), 2701 nucleotides. RefSeq lists its product as uncharacterized. Gene Ontology annotation, molecular function: protein binding. NCBI's taxonomy places the organism in Eukaryota, Viridiplantae, Streptophyta, Magnoliopsida, Malvales, Malvaceae. The record is from RefSeq and is a predicted model, not a curated record.
UGCAGAUCAGAUUCAUGCACACUCGAUCUUCUUCAUUUCAAAGGCGAUGAACUCGAGCUGCUCUUAUCCUUCAAAUCUUCAAUCAAUGAUCCGUCUGGCUUCCUCUCCAACUGGAAUUCCUCUAUCCCGUUGUGCAUGUGGCAUGGAAUCACUUGCAACAAUUUUUCGAGGGUAAAGGCAAUUGAGAUCAUUGAAAAAAACAUUUCUGGGUCAAUUUCAUCCUCAAUCUUUCAUUUGUCAGAGAUUGAGACUAUCGAUCUUUCGACUAACAAACUCUCUGGUGAAAUUUCUUGUAACAUCGUUUCUUCUACAUCACUUCGAUAUCUUAAUCUUAGCAAUAACAAUUUGACUGGUGUAGUACCAAUCUGUUCAAUUUCAUUGGAAAUAUUGGAUCUUUGGAAUAACUCCCUUUCAGGAAAAAUUCCACCACAAAUUGGAGUGUGUUGGAAUCUAAAAGAACUUGAUCUUGGUUUCAAUUAUUUGGUAGGGAGAAUUCCAAGCUCCAUAUCGAAUAUCAGCAGUUUGCAAAGAUUGACUCUUGCUGGUAACGAAUUGAUUGGUCAAAUUCCACGUGCAAUAAACAAAAUGAAGAGCUUGAAGUGGAUUUACUUUGGCUAUAACAACCUUUCUGGUGAAAUUCCACAAGAACUUGGUGAUUUCGUUUCUUUGAAUCUUCUUAAUCUUGUCUACAACAAUCUUAGCGGACAAAUUCCAUCAUCACUUGGAAACCUUAGCAAUCUUCAACACCUCUACCUCUACAAAAACAAGCUUACAGGGAAAAUUCCACCACAAAUUGGAGAAUGCUCGAAUUUGGAAAACCUUGAUCUUAGUGACAAUUAUUUGGUGGGGAGAAUUCCAAGCUCCAUAUCAAAUAUCAGCAAUUUGGAACUGUUAGAUCUUUCUGGUAACAGUUUGAUUGGCCAAAUUCCAUGUGCAUUAAGCAAAAUGAAGAGCUUGAAGUGGAUUUACUUUGGUUAUAACAACCUUUCCGGGGAAAUUCCACCAGAACUUGCUGAUUUGGUUUCUUUGAAUCAUCUUUAUCUUGUCUACAACAAUUUCAGUGGACAAAUUCCAUUCUCGCUUGGAAACCUCACUAAUCUUCAAUACCUGUUCCUUUUCGGCAACAAGCUUACAGGUUUGCUUCCUAGAUCCAUUUUUGGCCUUAGAAAGCUUAUUGGACUUGAUCUUAGUGAUAAUUAUUUAUUUGGUGAGAUCCCGGAACUCAUAAUUGAGUUGCAGAGCUUGGAGAUUCUUCAUCUUUUCUACAACGACUUUACUGGUAAACUUCCAAAUGCUCUAGCAUCUUUGCCUCGUCUUCAAGUGAUUGAUCUUGCAUCAAACAGUUUGACUGGAGAAGUUCCUUCUUUGAUCUGCAAUAUAAGUUCCGUCGAAGUCCUUGUCUUAGCUGAUAACAACUUAAGUGGAAUAAUUUCACCAUGUCUAGGAAACUUCAGCAAACGUCUUACAAUCUUAGAUUUGUGGAUGAAUAGUUUUCAUGGAACCAUUCUUGAAACAUUCAACGAGGAUUGUGGGUUGAGGAACAUCAACUUCAAUGGCAAUAAAUUGGAAGGGUCUUUGCCACGAUCCUUGGUGAAUUGUAGAAACCUGGAAAUGAUGGAUGUUGGUGACAACAAGUUGAAUGGUACAUUCCCCUAUUGGUUGGGUAGUCUGCCGGAAUUACAAGUUCUUGUUUUACGGUCAAACAAAUUAGGUGGUGUCUUGCACAGUUCCAAGACCAUCCACCCCUUUCCCAAGUUACGGAUUCUUGACCUUGCUAACAAUGGAUUCACUGGUCCUUUGCCCCAAGGUAUGAUAAAGAACUUGAAGGCCAUGAUGAAUCUCAACGAACAACAAAGUUCUUUACAAUAUAUGAAUGCAAGAUAUUAUAAAUAUGUUGUCAAUUUGACAGUGAAAGGAUUUAGCAUCAUUGCUAAUAUUCCGACAAUAUUCACAAGCAUUGACCUCUCGAAUAAUAACUUUCAUGGAGAGAUUCCAAGUGUAAUCGGAAAGCUUAGAUCACUUAAAGGGCUCAACCUUUCUCAUAACAGCCUUAGUGGUCAUAUCCCCACAUCAAUGGGAUAUUUAUCUAGUCUAGAAUGGUUAGACCUCUCCUCAAACAAGCUCAUUGGGAAAAUCCCUAAUGAAUUGACAGAUAUGACAUUUCUUGCCUUCUUAAAUCUUUCACAUAACCAACUCACAGGACCAAUUCCUCAAGGCAAACAGUUCAGUACAUUUGAAAAUGGCUCAUACGACGGAAACUUGGCACUUUGUGGCUUUCCAUUGUCAAAAGCUUGCAAUGAAGAUGGGAGGGAACGAUCAUCUCCAUCAUUCUCAAAAGAGGCAGAUGACUCAGAGACCAAGAUCAGUUUCGGCUGGAAAAUAGUGUUGAUAGGCUACGGAUGUGGAUUGAUAUUUGGAGUCAUAUUUGGAUAUGUUACAUUCAGAAAUGGUGAACCAAAGUGGUUUAUAACAUUGUAUGGAGUCAAAUAUCAUCGAAAGGGAAGAAGAUGCUCACGGAACUAGUCAAUGCAGAUGACUUUGGAUGUUAUUGCAGCAAGUGUUUCUUUGUGCUCAGUUGCAGUUGUUUUCAUGGACAUGUCUUUGUAUUUUUCUAUAAGUAUUAGUAAUUAAUGUCAUUAAAUAGCCAUGUGUUUCAUCAGCAAAUACAUGACAAUAAAGCGUGGUUGCUGCUUUUGCUUAA